AUGGACACUUGGUCACCCAAAACUGGUGAAUCAAGCACCACCUCACACGUGGAAGAUUCCACUAAUAGUUCAGCACAAACUUCAAGUAGUGAGCAGCCCUCUAACAGAGUUAUAAUGUUACUUGGUCUUGAUCCAAAUACCACUGCUGGAUUGAUAACGAAAGCGUUUGAUUCUUAUGGUUUAAAAGUUACAGUUGAUUAUCAACGAGAUGACACUAUAGGCUAUGUUCAUUUACAGCAUCCAAUUGCUAAGACAGUAGCUGAACGUAUUAUGAGCAGUGGUGGGCUUAGGAUUAGUACUGAAGUUUCUGUACUGCGUGCUUUGGAAG
Molecule: messenger RNA, 328 nt
Organism: Racocetra persica
Lineage: Eukaryota; Fungi; Glomeromycota; Glomeromycetes; Diversisporales; Gigasporaceae
Source: the annotation of a GenBank genome assembly